AUGACGUCUGCAGAUUAUCUCAAUAAUAAUAAUAGCGAUACUACUUUUGGAAACGAAACAAAGUCUGGGACACUAGCAGAUGAUAGGGAAAUUCAAUCAACGUUACCACUGCCAGUAAAUUACUUGUCACCAGCUUCGUUGGAUAGUCAAAGAUCUUACACAAACAAUAGUCUUGAUUCCAAAAAUUUUACCAAUUUCCAAAGUGUUCCCUCUGUGUUGAAUGGUCCAAAUCAAGCUCUAAACUCCAUCUUUAGCUCUAAAGUAAUGUCUAGUCCUGAACUAUUAAGUUUGAACCAUGACCUUCCACAAAACAAUAUACACUCUGUAGAGAAUCAAGCAGUAGGUGUCGUGUCUAACUCCAAUCUCAACCAAACUCCAACAGCUACAACAAUUCCUGUUGCUACCGGGAAAAAGGCUACUGUUGUCAAAAGAAAAUAUUCAAGGAAUGGAUGCACUGAAUGCAAAAGACGUAGAAUGAAAUGUGAUGAAACCAAACCAGUAUGUUGGCAAUGUUCUAGAUUAAACCGUGAAUGUAUUUACAUUUUGAAUGCCAAAAAUAAAAAGAGAAAAACCACUGCAAAAAGCUCGCCCUCAGCUGGGAAAAUAUCAAAGGAUAACAAAAAAGAAUCAAUGACACCAACUUCUAAUACAAGCACACCAAUUGAUGCUAGUGAGAGAGCGUCUCUACUCACCGAUAGCAGGCCAAUUAGCAAUAUUUCUUCAAUGUCUUCCGAUAAAGUAAUCGAUAUACCAAACAUAAUAUCUGCUAAUAAAAUGAAUGAAGUUGAUGCUAAUCUUUUAAUGCAAAAUUUAAAUGAUAUUGUUAGUAUGAAAUUAAAUGAUUCAGUAAUGUUAAACGAAAGUUUGAAAAAUUAUGAUUUUCCCGAUUUAGAAAUACCAGAGCUACUACCCAACAACCCUACAAAUAUAAGUUCUGUCCCUAUUUCAUUUCUUGUUAAUAAUAUCAUUCAAUUUAAUAUUAAAAUAUCAUCUUUCAGGCUAGGUGGUAUCCAUGAUGAGUACUUGCGAAUAUUCUACAAUGAUUGUUUGGAUUCCAUUGCCCCAUUUUUCCAAGACCAAGGAAAUCCAUUAAGAGAUAUUUUAUUAUCAUUUGCCCGAAAUGAAUCAUACCUACUAUCUGCUAUUCUAGCCAUAGGGGCAUCCAUAGCACACAGGAAAUCUAAUAAAUUAGAAGAUGAAAAAAAUUAUUGUGCAUAUCUUUCGCAUUGUUUAAAUCUUUUGGGUGAUCAAUUUCACAAUGAAUCAAAUGUUUUGAACAAAAUUGAACCCAUUAUUUUAACUGUUAUUUUAUUAGCAUGGGAUUGUAUCUAUACGAUGAAUUCUCAGUGGAGAUCUCAUUUGAAAGGUGUGACUGAUUUAUUCAAGAAAAUCAAUUCUGGAAGCUCCUCUAAAGUACUAAAUGUGGCUAAAUGUUGGUUUAAAGUGAUAGAGACAUUUGCCAGUAUAAGUACAGUCCUCGGUGGGUCAUUGACAGAUGAUGAUAUCAAUUACAUUUUUGAUCCAUAUGAUUUUCAGUAUGUUGAUUCCUUGAAAUUUUUGAAUAUUAUGACACCAUUAAACGAGUUCAAUUUAUUACGUGGACAUAAGGAAGAUUUGGAUUUAGUCAUUAGAGAAGUCAUUAGGUCAUUGAAUUCUAUUAGAAUGUAUGAAAAGAAAGAUAUUGCUGAUGAGGGCGGGAUGUUCAAUAAAAAUAUUGAUUAUUUGUUGUGGUCACCAAAUAAAACAAGAGAAGAUGAUCCGAUCUCUUAUUUUAAAACACAAAAGAUAUUGAUUGAACUUGAUAAACAGUUAGAGUAUGAGUUUAUUAGCAAGACUGGGAUCAUAUCUAAGGAAAGUCAAUCUCAUCCAGAUAAUAGUCACAUUAGUGAUAAUGCCAUUGAUAUAGUAACAUUAAAGAAUGGAGAGCGUGUGGCUAUUAGUUGGUAUGAUAUCUCACAUCAGACUCAAACUUUAUCAUUCCUCUUGAUUGUUUUGCUGAAGCUGUUAGGUAUACCAAGAGAAUCCAUUACGAUUCAGCAAGUUGUCAAAAGGAUCAUGUCAUUUUUUUUCUUUGUUGAUAGUGAAAACCCACCACAAAAUGCAAGAACAUGUUAUUCAAAUUUUGCUGUGUUGUUAGCUGGUUUGAAUGCAAUGGAUGAAGAUACAAGAGAUUUAGUGAGGAAGUAUUUCAAACUAAACCGUGGAACCUCUAGGAGAUUAACUGAACAUAAUCUGAAUAGAUUAGAAAAGGUCUGGUCGGGUACUGAAGAAGAUUAUAAACUUGCUGAUCAAGACGUUUUAACAUGGUGA
Molecule: messenger RNA, 2310 nt
Organism: Arxiozyma heterogenica
Lineage: Eukaryota; Fungi; Ascomycota; Saccharomycetes; Saccharomycetales; Saccharomycetaceae
Gene: LYS14
Product: Lys14p
Exons: 1
Coding region: 1-2310 (769 amino acids)
Biological process (GO): positive regulation of transcription by RNA polymerase II
Cellular component (GO): nucleus
Molecular function (GO): transcription cis-regulatory region binding; zinc ion binding; DNA-binding transcription factor activity, RNA polymerase II-specific
Source: RefSeq, a predicted model, not a curated record